Xyrauchen texanus (razorback sucker) is the source of this 3958-nucleotide messenger RNA. RefSeq names its product kirre like nephrin family adhesion molecule 3a (gene kirrel3a). Gene Ontology annotation, molecular function: cell adhesion molecule binding. The transcript has 16 exons. Bases 250 to 2595 code for a protein of 781 amino acids. Gene Ontology annotation, cellular component: cell-cell junction. NCBI's taxonomy places the organism in Eukaryota, Metazoa, Chordata, Actinopteri, Cypriniformes, Catostomidae. Gene Ontology annotation, biological process: synapse assembly; cell-cell adhesion. The record is from RefSeq and is a predicted model, not a curated record.
GAGUAUGGAGCUCGCAGUGGGUGAGCCUGACACUGAUGCGCUCUGAGUGAAAGAACGCAGACUGGGGGCGAGACACUGUAGACGAGAAGCUCUGCGCAGAGCUGCAUACAAGACUGAUAUAUAUUAAAGCAAGACGAAAGGCUGUAAGAAAAGGAACGCGAAACAUUGCCUAGAAAGAGACUAUAGAAGAAAUCAGCGCUCCUAACUUUAAAAGGACCGCAGUGAGUGCGCAUCAUUGCCUGCACAUCUAUGAGGGUAUUCCCACCGACUCCAACGAUGCCACCCGGACUGCUGCUGCUGAUCUGUGGGCUGCUCGGGUUCGGAACCUGUGUUGUGUUUGUCCAGCAGCCUCAUGAUCUGGUGGUUGUUGCCGGGCAGCCCGUGACCCUGCCGUGCUCCAUUACUGGAUAUCAUGGUGUGGUGCUCUGGGUCAAAGAUGGUCUCGCACUGGGGGUCAACCGAGACCUGUCAGGAUAUCCACGCUAUGAUGUAAUUGGGGACCACAGCAAAGGGGAAUAUCACCUAUUGAUUCAGAGGACAGAACUGACCGAUGACGGCAGCUUUGAGUGUCAAGCCAUCCAAGUCGGUAGCAGAUCAAGACCUGCUCGGCUCACUGUUUUAGUUCCUCCUGAUGACCCUGUGAUAAGCGGUGCUCCUGUGGUGAGCUUGCGUUCCGGGGACUCGCUAAACCUCACCUGCCAUGCUGACAAUGCCAAACCAGCCGCCUCCAUCAUCUGGGUCCGUAACGGAGAGGUGCUGAACAGUGUGGCGUACACAAAGACACUGCUGCGAGAUGGUAGAAGAGAAAGCACGAUCAGCACGCUCCACAUCUCUGCCUCCAACAUUGAAAGCGGACAACAGAUCACCUGCCGUGCUUCCAACAAAGCGGCGCCCAAUGGCAAGGAGGCCACAAUCACCAUCGACAUUCAACAUUUCCCACUGGUGAACCUCUCUGUGGAACCGCAGCCUGUUCUGGAAGGCAAUCUGGUCAAGUUCCACUGUGCCGCUAAAGCGAAUCCUCCUGUCACUCAUUAUAGAUGGGCGAAGGGGGGCAAUAUUAUCAUGGACACAACGGGAGACACUUAUGAGGUGCUGGUGGAUCAUUCCUUCUUCACAGAGCCAGUAUCCUGUGAGGUCAUCAAUGCCCUGGGCAGCACCAACAUCAGCCGUAAUGUGGAUGUUCACUUUGGGCCACGUCUGGCCGCUGAACCUCAGAGCCUGCAAGUGGACCGGGGUUCUGAUGCUGUGUUUAGCUGUGCUUGGAUUGGAAAUCCUUCCCUCACCAUUGUUUGGAUGAAAAGGGGCCAUGGAGUCGUUCUAAGCAAUGAGAACACCUUGACACUGAAGACAGUUAGACAAGAGGAUGCUGGGAAAUACGUGUGUCGAGCUGUGGUGCCACGUGUGGGAGUGGGAGAGAAGGAAGUGACUCUGACUGUCAAUGGGCCUCCCACCAUCUCCAGCACACAGACCCAGCAGGCUCUGUAUGGGGAGAAAGGCCAGAUCAAGUGUUUCAUCCGCAGCACCCCACCACCAGACCGAAUCGCAUGGUCAUGGAAGGAGACCGUGCUGGAAUCAGGAACAUCAGGCCGUUAUACAGUGGAGACUGUGAGCACAGAAGAAGGUGUCAUCUCAACCCUCACAAUGAGCAACAUCGUCCCUACUGAUUUCCAAACCAUCUACAACUGCACCGCAUGGAACAGUUUCGGCUCCGACACAGAGAUCAUUCGCCUCAAGGAACAAGGGUCUUUGCGCUUGGCCGUCAUCAUCGGGAUUGCAGUGGGAGCUUUUCUGGCUCUCAUCGUCCUCAUUGGGACCCUGGGGGCUUUUUGCUGUGCUCGACUGCAGAGAAAGGACAUGCACCUGGUGAUGUCAUCACUUCCUGUGUCCCUCUCUUCUCGGCAGCGAGAGCUCUCUGGCACGUUAAAAAGUGAAAAUCUCAAAGGGGUCACAGCAGCUAAAAACGACAUCCGAGUGGAGAUUGUCCAUAAGGACCAUAACACAGCCAGAGAACCAGAAGAUCACAGCAAUAUGAAGCAAAUGAUGAUGGAGAGAGGAGAAUUUCAGCAGGAGUCGGUGCUGAAACAGUUGGAGGUCCUGCAGGAGGAGGAAAGAGAGCUACAACACAUUAAGGAUCCAACCAACGGAUACUACAGCGUCAACUCCUUCAAGGAACAGCAAACCCCAACCAUAUCUCUGACAGCCAAUCAGAAUGCUGAGGUCCGGAACCCCGCCACGGCGACCCUCGGAAAACAUCGCGUACCCACCGGCAUGUCUUACACCAACCUUUACAACACCUUGGGUGCAGGACCCAACCGCCUCUAUGACUACAGCCAACGUUUCGUGCUGGGAAUGGGCAGUAGCUCCAUCGAGCUGUGCGAGAGAGAAUUCCAGAGAGGAUCGCUCAGUGAUUCCAGCUCAUUCCAGGACACGCAGUGUGACAGCAGCAUCAGCAGCUGUAGCAAGCCUGAUGGAUACGUGCAGUUCGACAAAGCCAGCAAAGCCUCGGCAUCUUCUUCAUCCCACUAUUCGCAAUCAUCGUUGCAGAAUUCGGACCUGACCCGACCGCUGCAGAAACGAAUGCAGACACAUGUUUAACCCCACAGAGGGUUAGGAAUGAAUGCCAACCACUUUUUUGAAAGUCGUACAUACAUUUGGACAAACACUUACGGUGAGUCAUCUAUGCUUUAUGCUUCAUUCGUGCUCUGUUCUAUGUACACUGUUGAAAUUCAAGCGUCCUAAACUUGGAAAGACAACGCCAAAAUCUCAACACACAAUCAACCAUUUUUCUGUAUAUUUUGAUAAGUAACUUUGUGAAAGAACUUUUGAAAGCUUGAAAAAUGGAAAACAGAAAAAAAGGAAAAAGAUCUUGUAUGUUGUUUCAUAACAUGACAAUCUGAAGUCCGUCCACACAAUUGCCAUGGACUAUCACAGUGAGCUGAUCUAAUCUUUUCCACGCAGCCAGAAUGCUCUCUGGGAUACAGCACCUGGCACUCAGAUUCGAUGACAAACUUGAGGGUUAUAUACAUUUUUUAUGAGGAGCCAAACUUGGGCCUUCUUGUAGUUCUUCUACUGUGGCCCAAAGCACAAUGGUGUCUGUUCAAUGCCAACCGCAGUGUUUCUCUGCUGAUAAAAAGAUUUUAACGAGGAUGAAUUAUGCUCUGGAGGCCGCUGCGGAAAAUGAUCAUUCUGUGAUUUUUCUAAAGACUCUGUAAGAUAUAUUUCACUUGUGUGCUCUAAACUGUUUUUUUUAAUUACAUCUCUUUCCUUAUGAUAUCACUCGUCAUUCCGAUUUCAUGCUUUGUCAUUUUUGUUAUGCAUUGUGAGUGUGUAAAAUCACACACAGCCAAACUGCAUGUGUGGAAAGCUCUUUAUAAGCUUUGCUAACAUGGACAGCAUAGUGUUUACAUGACAGAGACCAGAAUGUAGAUCUGAAUGUUUUAUUUGAUUUUCACUUAUUUAAUGCUUAUUAAAUGUGAUCUUGUCAUUCCAACUCCCCAUGGUUAAUAAAUGAGUUUUGUAUGUAAUGCGGUUAAUAAGCGACCUUUUACCUCCAGCUAUAUGAUGUUGUUGUUGUUGUUGUUGUUUUUCUAUACAUCUGUGCUCAUCAAUCCCACAUUCUGGUGGGAGAAUGAAUGUUUGUUGAAGAGUAUUCGUAAUUUUUUUCCUCUUCUUUCUGAUGGCAUGUUCAUUUUGAAGCUACCAUAUGUGUAUGCUUACUGUUUUAAGUAAGCUUCUCUUUCCGGCAACCCCACCCCCGAAUGUCUGGCGUAAACGUUUACACCUUUAAUUGCUGCAGGAAGUGCCUCUCGUUGGUGUCUGAGCCUGCAGAAUUUUCGAGUGAAACAUUUAACUUUAGCAGUGCAUCAGAGCAAUUACACUGAUCAAAUAAUCAUGAUUACAAAAUAAGUGUUGAAUAAAACAGUGUGUGGGAAUGAGCUUCUUUGGUCAUUAAAGCUGA